This is a messenger RNA of Drepanopeziza brunnea f. sp. 'multigermtubi' MB_m1, 372 nucleotides long. Lineage: Eukaryota; Fungi; Ascomycota; Leotiomycetes; Helotiales; Drepanopezizaceae. The record is from RefSeq and is a predicted model, not a curated record.
AUGGGCCGAGUGGGCAGGGCAAGGAGUGUGCACGUAGAUCUUGUCGGCGAGGACUGUAGAGCUGAGCAGGACAAAGAGAGUGUGCGUGGGCGAGGGAAAUCUUUUCAAGAGGUGCCAGGUGCGAUCCCCGAGUUGGUGCACCUGUCGCCAUACUCGCCGGCGACGGUCCUGGCGAGAUGGGUCUCUCAUGGUGACUUGAUUCACACACUGGAAGGCGUCAAGGCAGAGGCCGAUUUUGGGGCGGUUGGCUCUCUGCACGAUAUUCCAGACAAUAACCAGGUUGGCGCACAGGUUGCCCAGCACCAGGUCUCGUAUGCCAAGCGGACGCUGUGGGCAGCGAUGAGGUCGGCCACUAAUACAUCCUCGUCUUGA